CGCCUCCCGAGCCCAAGCCCGCGGGGGCCGUCGGGCGAGGAAGGGGCGUGGACUCCCUCCUCCCGCCAGGAGAAGCAUAGACAAUGAAGGCCUACCUCAAGAGCGCAGAGGGCUUUUUUGUCCUAAAUAAAAGCACCACAAUUGGAAAACAUGCGGACUCAGACCUCGUCUUACAGUCUUCGGACAUUGACAACCACCAUGCGCUUAUCGAGUACAACGAAGCAGAGGGCAGCUUCGUCCUGCAGGACUUCAACUCCCGCAACGGCACAUUCGUCAACGAGUGCCACAUCCAGAACGUGGCUGUGAAGCUGAUCCCCGGGGACAUCCUGAGGUUCGGCUCGGCCGGGCUGACCUAUGAGCUGGUCAUCGAGAACCCGUCCCAGGUCUCCUACGCCUGGGUGCAGGGCCCGCCCCCCUGGCCUGGCCAGCAGUCACCUCGGGCCACCCUCCCGCCAAACCACCUGUUCUCACCGCCACAUAUGCCCUUCCACCAUGGCAUCCGGCCAAUGCCAGUGCAGAGGAGCUGGUCCCAGGGCUUCCCCGGGCCCUCCAUGGUCCCGCCUGCCGCGUACCAGCGGCCAGUCAGCGCCGGCGGGAAGGUGUUCUUCACCAUGGACCCCAAGUCUCCGGUCAUCAAGCAAGUGUGGGCCAGCACGGUGGAACUGUCAGAAGAAACAGUGACUGAAGGGCUCCCUGGGCCUAUUCCUCCCACAGAGAUCUUUAUGGACCCGGAACUGAGCCAGCAGGAAAAGGACGAGAUCAUCCUGCUCCUGGGCAGAGAGGUGAACCGGCUCUCAGAUUUCGAAGUCGAGUCCAAAUACAAAGACGCGGUGAUCAUGAACCUGCAGCACGAGGUGUCUGACCUGAGCUACCGGCUGUCCGAGUCGACUGCCUGCAUGCUGAGCGAACGGGGUGCACCCAGCAAGGGCCCUGGGCCCAGCGAGGCCACUGACCUCAGCCAGAGCGAGAUCCAGAGCCUGAAAAGCCAGAUCAAUGCCCUUCAGAAAGGCUACAGCGAGGUGCUGUGCCAAACCCUGUUGGAACGGAACACAGAAAUCACCUCCCUGAAGAACGAGGGUGAGAACUUGAAGAAGGACAAUGCCAUCUCAUCCGAGAUGGUGACAUCUUUGCAAAAAGACGUGUUGGCGAAAACUGAGCAGAUUCAGCAGCUGAAGGAGGAGGUCAACCAGCUGAAAAGCAAGAACAACGAAAAGGACCAGCAGCUGGAGGCGCUGGGCUCCCGCUGCACAGAUCUGAAAGAAGAGUUAAGAAAGGAAGAGGUCCAAAAGGAGCACCAUGAAGCCCAGGAGAAAGAGUUAAAAUUCUGCAAAAAUCAAAUACAAGACAUGGAGAAGGAAAUAAGGAGGCUGAGAGAGGAGCUGAAGAAGAGCAGUUAUGAACAGAACACAAUCUCCAGGACCCUCCGUGAAAAGAGCAAGGUGGAAGAGAAACUUCAGGAAGAUUCCAGAAAGAAAUUGCUUCAACUGCAAGAAAUGGGGAACCGAGAGGGCCUCAUUAAAACCAAUUUGGAAAGGGCAGUAGGUCAGCUGGAGCACUUCCGAACCCAGGUCAUCAAAGCCAUCUUCGGGCGCACGAAGCCGUUCCAGGACAAGCCCAUCACCGACCAGCAGCUGAUGGAGAAGAUCAUGCAGAUCACCGAAGACAGCCUCAGCUUCCAACAGAGAAAGUGGAGCCUGCAGGAGACACCACUCAGCAGCUUCAAGCAGGAGGAGAUGGUGGAGGGCAUUGAGAAGCUGAGGACACAGCUGGACAGCUGCCAGGCUUGCAUGAAAAGGUCUUGCCGUAGCAGUGACCUGAGACGGGAGCUGGACCUCCUCCGGCGCCUGGACAUGAGGCCACCUGUGUCCGGGCUUCACAAAAUCAGCCUGGAUGUGUUGAGCCUCUCCGUAUCCUGGGUGGAGGAAGUGGAGAAGCUCCUCAGUGAUAUGGGCAUCCAGCUCUCUGACAAUGACAAAGGGUUCUCCUUGUAUCUGGUUUAUCUUCUGGAGCAUUAUAAAAAAAUUAAAAGCCAGACUAAGGAACUUCAGGUCAAGGUCAACAGUUCUCAGGAAACACAGCAGUCUUUGCUGCAGGAAAAGCUGCGGGAGCACCUGGUGGAAAAGGAGAAGCUGAAUGAGGAGAAGCUAGAGCAGGAGGAGAAGCUGAAAACCAAGAUCCGGUUUCUGAAGGAAGAGAAGGCAACCCUGGAGGACAUUAUUUCUCAAGAGAAAAGCAGAGGGAAGGAAGCCUUGGAGAAGGAGCAGCUGAGGGUCCAAGAGCUGGAGAACCGCCUGGCCCACCACAAGGCUCUGGAGAACAGUGUCGCUCAGGAGAGAAGCAGAGCGAAGGAGGCGCUGGAGGCGGCUGAGGACAGAGUCCAGGAGCUGGAGAGCCGCCUGGCCUACCAGCAGGAGGCACUGGAAAACAGCGUGGCCCAGGAGAAAAGGAAGUCCAAGGAGGCACUAGAGGCUGAAAGGAGGAAAGUACAAGACCUGGAGAACCACCUGACCCAACAGAAAGAGAUCUUGGAGAACAGCAUCUCCUAUGAGAAACUCAAAGCAAAGGAGGCCUUGGAGAAGGAAAAGAAGAAGGUGCAGGACCUGGAGAACCGCUUAACCAAGCAGAGAGAGGAGAUAGAAUUGAAGGGUCAGAAAGAAGACAUCUUAAAUAAUAAAUUAAGUGACGCACUGGCCAUGGUGGAAGAGACUCAGCAAACAAAGACAGUGGAAAGUCUAAAAGCGGAAAAGCUCUCCCUGAAAUUAAAUGAGACGCUAGCCGAACUGGAGACCGCCAAGACAAAAAUGAUCAUGAUGGAGGAGAGGCUGCGGCUGCAGCAGCAAGCCAUGAAGGCGCUUCAGGACGAUAGGGAAGCCCAGAAGCAUGGAUUUGAAGAAGAAGUCCUGGAAUACAAGGAACAAAUCAAACAGCACUCGCAGACGAUCGUGAGUCUAGAGGAAAGACUCCAACAGGUCACGCUGCAGCAUAAGAAAAUAGAAGUGGAGAUUGCCACCCUGAGGAUCAAUGACCCAGGGCCAAAGGAGGAGGCGCCCCAGGAGCCCCUCAUGGCUCCCGUAUUGCAGGAGAGCGGCAAGGAGUUGGUGUGUGACAACUUGAUAGAUGACUUGCUGCUGGCUCAGAAGGAGAUCCUGUCUCAGCAGGAGGUCAUCAUGCGCUUGAGGAAAGACCUCAACGAAGCCCACAGCCGCAUGUCAGACCUGAGAGGGGAGCUGAGUGAGAAGCAGAAGAUGGAGCUGGAGCGAUAUAUGACCAUGGUCCAGCAGCAGAGCAAGGAGCUGAGCAUGCUCCGGAUGAAGAUGGUGCAGAUGAGCAGCAUGGUGGACAAGAAGGACAGGGAGAUCAGGAUUCUCAAGGAGGCACUCAGGGCUUCCCAAGACAAAACCGUACUCCAGCUGAGCAUGGAGAAGGACCCCAAGCCCCGCAAAUCCACCCAGAAAUGUGACAUCUCCUUACAGAUAGAACCUAUCCACCCAGACGUGUUCUCCAGCAGCCAAGAGGAACAAUCCUUCAGCGACCUGGGGGCAAAGUGCAAAGGAUCUCGCCAUGAGGAAGUCAUUCAGCGGCAAAAGAAAGCCUUGUCCGAACUCCGAAUGCGGAUCAAAGAAUUGGAGGCCAGCCUGCCCAAUCAUAAGGACCACCUGAGUGAAUCAGUUCUAGAAUUAAAGCCUCUCAGAAUGGAAAAAAACGUCCAGAAAAUAUUAUUAGACGCAAACCCCGAUUUGCCAGCUCUCUCAAGAAUAGAGAUACAAGCGUCCCAGAAUGGCUACUCCAACUUAGGCUGCGGCUCUGUCAUGGAGAAGUCAGGGAAAUCGGAAGUGGCCGAGGCCUUAGAUCUCAGUGAAAAGCUGUACAUGGACAUGAGCAGAACCCUCGGGAGCCUGAUGAACAUCAAGGAAAUGUCAGGCCACGUGUCCAUGAGACACCUCUCCGCCAAGGAGAGGGAGAAAGUUCACCACCUCCGACAGAGGGACCUGGACCUGGUGUUUGAUAAGAUCACCCAGCUCAAGAUGCGGCUGCAGAGGAAGGAGGAGCUCUUGAAAAGCUAUGAGCAGGACAUGGAACAGCUCAGACAGAGCAAAACGUCCACCCAGACGUACCAGUCACAGCUGGCAAAGCUGGAGGACGACGUCUACAGAGAGGCUGAGGAGAAGGCGCUACUGAAGGAGGCCCUGGAGCGUACGGAGCACCAGCUGAGCCAGGAGAAGAGGCUCAACAGGGUCCUGAAGCAGCAGAAGGGACGUUUAGAGGAUCGUGAGCAGAAAAAUUCAAAAGACUCCACACCUUGCAACUGUCCCUUCAAAGAAAGCGAGAGGCAGAGAUACACAUUUGUAGAGAUGGUGAAGAACAAGAUGCAGAACUCGAACUUCCAGGUGAGCCGAGAGAAGGGGGAGACCAGGAAACCAAUUGACCCAAUCCCAUGUCUGCUAGAGACUAACCAUGCAGCUCACUGA
Dipodomys spectabilis (banner-tailed kangaroo rat) is the source of this 4469-nucleotide messenger RNA. RefSeq names its product forkhead associated phosphopeptide binding domain 1 (gene Fhad1). The transcript is spliced from 33 exons. The record is from RefSeq and is a predicted model, not a curated record. Lineage: Eukaryota; Metazoa; Chordata; Mammalia; Rodentia; Heteromyidae. Bases 84 to 4469 code for a protein of 1461 amino acids. Gene Ontology annotation, molecular function: protein binding.